GUUUUUACGCAGUUCCAAUUACUGCGCCGUCGCACCCUUCACCCACCAUGGAGGUAAGGCACUUCUCUUCGUCAUCAAGAAUGCUAUCGUUACAUGCACCAUGCAUUCCCUGCUGCUACCAAGACCCACCGAGUGAGUCGACUGGCGCAGCGUACACGGAGGCAAGACAAAUGCUAGGCAACACCCCUACGCUUCCACGUUUAACCGCCACCGACUGCGACGGCGCCGAGCUUUGCCAUGCAUCGAACGUACAAAAGCACAGCGCCGCCUAUCGCGGCAAACAUCGCGACAUCCUUCGUGAAAAGAAUCGCCAAUGGAAACUCGCCAACAAGGAGCGCGUGGCGGCUCAAAAGGCCGCAUAUCGCGAGAAGCACCGGGAAAAAAUCCGUGCCCAUGACCGAGCCAUCUACCGGAUGAAGACCCAAGCGACCCAGCAAGUCGCACCUUCGCCCUCCACGUUGUUCGAGCCGCCUAGAUCGAACGUUGCUACGAUGGGCAAUGGCGGCGACACCAGUCCUAGGUCGUUCACGGAGCUAUUGUACCCAUGCUUACAGCUCCCCCAUCCUCCAGCAUCAUCGACAAUAUCACCGCUUGACGAACGCUUUCAUCCGUCGACCAAUGGCAGUACUCCGUUGAUCCCUCCCAUGUUAACAGAAGCCCGCGUAGCCCCCCCUCUUUCCCAUCGAUUGGUGGUCGUUGCCGAGAAAGUUGCUGGCUCCCAGCGCAACGCCGUUGACGUGGCCAGUGUCACCACAUACCCACUUCAACCGAUGGUUCCUUGUUCUUCAAACAAGGAAGAAGUAGUAGUUUGUAGCAGACCUUUAGAGCGUGAACCCAGCCUUAAGCAGCAGCAACGUCGAAAUCGCAACCUCACCAAGCAGCUCGAGUACGACCGUACGUACCGCCGCCGCCAUCAGGCCAAACUCGCGUUGAAAAGCCGACAGUACUACCUAACGAGUAAAGACAAAGUGAUCGAGUACAAGGCAGCUCAUAGGGACCAGGUGCUUGCUGCCAGUCGCGAGUGGAAAGCGCGCAAUAAGGAGCGCGUCCAGGCCCAGCGGAAAGCAUAUCGGGAGCGGAAUCUCGACAGGAUUCGGGAACAUGAUCGAGCAAUGUAUCGCGCCAAGAAGGCGGCCCAGAGAACGAGCGGAGUGGGAGUAGAAUCGACGGGAGCGGGAGUAGAAUUAUCGACGGAAUCCGUGGUCGUGCUCUAACAAAGAUGUAUCAAGUACGUUGUAA
Messenger RNA from Aphanomyces astaci, 1239 nucleotides. RefSeq lists its product as hypothetical. The transcript has a single exon. The record is from RefSeq and is a predicted model, not a curated record. Bases 48 to 1214 code for a protein of 388 amino acids. Lineage: Eukaryota; Oomycota; Saprolegniomycetes; Saprolegniales; Verrucalvaceae.